Molecule: messenger RNA, 447 nt
Organism: Eptesicus fuscus (big brown bat)
Lineage: Eukaryota; Metazoa; Chordata; Mammalia; Chiroptera; Vespertilionidae
Product: mitochondrial intermembrane space import and assembly protein 40-like
Exons: 1
Coding region: 1-447 (148 amino acids)
Biological process (GO): protein import into mitochondrial intermembrane space
Cellular component (GO): mitochondrial intermembrane space
Molecular function (GO): protein-disulfide reductase activity
Source: RefSeq, a predicted model, not a curated record
AUGGCCUACUGCUGGCAGGAAGGGAAGGAUCGAGUCAUAUGUGUGACUAAAGAAGACCAUGAAACUCCAAGCAAUGCCGAGCUGGUGGCUGACGAUCCCAAUGAUCCAUACGAGGAGCAUGGGUUGCUCCUGCCCAGUGGAGACAUUAACUGGUGCUGCCCGUGCCUUGGGGGAAUGGCUAGUGGCCCCUGUGGGGAACAGUUCAAGUCAGCCUGUUCCUGCUUCCACUAUAGCACGGAGGACCUCAAAGGAUCAGACUGUGUAGACCAGUUCUGGGCCGUGCAGGAAUGCAUGCAGCAGUACCGGGACCUCCAUCUCCAAGACAAGGAGGAGGAGGAGGAGGAGGAGGAGGAGGAGGAGGAGGAGGAGGAGGAACCAGCAGAAUGUUUAGAAAAGGCAGCUCUAGCUAAGGCCACCGCAACCAAAGAAGAGGAGGGGUCAAGUUAA